AUGUCUUCUUCAUCCGCCUCUUCCCCCCCGACGUCGACGUCGCGGACGUACGCCGACGCCCUCGACCUCCUCAACACCCUCAUCCCCAACACAAAGGUCCACGCCCUCUUCGGCAAGCCCCAGGACCCGAAGCCGCCGUCGCCGGCAUCCGACCCGAACCUCCUCGCCGUCCCCGAGAUGCGCGCCUGGCUCCUCCGCGCCAACCUGACCCCGCAGCGCCUCUCUGCCCUCUCCUGCGUCCACAUCGCCGGCACAAAGGGCAAAGGCUCCGUCGCCGCCCUCACCACCUCCGCCCUCCUCGCCUCCGCCCGUUCAAACUCCGGCACCGGCACCGGCCCCGGCCCCGGCCCCGGCCGCGUCGGCACCUACACCUCCCCGCACCUCGUCACCCCGCGCGAGCGCAUCGCCAUCGACGGCCGGCCCGUCUCCCAGUCCCUCUUCGCCGCCGCCUUCUUCGAGCUCUGGGACCUCCUCUCCGCCUGCCCCGCCGACGACGACGACGGCCCCCUCGCCGGCCUCCCCGCAGGCGCCAAGCCGUUCUACUUCCGCUUCCUCACCCUCCUCGCCCUCCACAUCUUCCUCCGCGAGGGCGUCCGCUCCGUCGUGCUCGAGUGCGGCAUCGGCGGCGAGUACGACGCCACCAACGCCGUCGUCCGGUCCGCCGGCGGCGGCGGCGCUGCCGUCACGGCCGCCGUCAUCACCCAGCUCGGCGUCGACCACGUCGCCAUGCUCGGCGACACCCCCGAGGCCAUCGCCUGGCACAAGGCCGGCGUCAUGAAGCCCGGCGUCCCCGCCUUCACCCGCCGCCUCGACGCCCAGCCCGCCGUCAUGGACGUCCUCCGCGCCCGCGCCCGCGAGGCCGCCGCCCGCCUCGUCGAGGUCCCCGACGACGACGUCGACGCCUGGCCCGGCGUGUCCGCCGCCAAGCUGCCCGGCGGGGCCUUCCAGAAGCGGAACCAGGCCCUCGCCGCGCUCGCCGCCGCGCACCACCUGCGGGUCCUCGAGGGCCGGCAUGGGGUCGAGGCGGACACGGACGCGGGCGCGAGCGCGCUGUUGCGGGACGUGCCGGAGACCGUCGUCGCGGGCCUGCGCGAGGCGACGCUGCGGGGUCGGCACGAGGUCCUCGAGCGCGGCAACGUCUCGUGGCACCUCGACGGCGCGCACAACACCGACAGCCUGGCCGAAGCGGCGCGCUGGAUGGCAGCCGUCGUCGCCGUCGUCCCCGGGGACGCCGCCGCCGCCGCCGCCGCCGCGACGACCAAGUUCGCGCUCGUCUUCAACCAGCAGGAGCGCGACGCCUCGGCGCUCCUCCUGGGCCUCCUGCGGGAGAUGGAGGCCGCGGGCGUCGACGUCGCAUCGAGGCUGGAUGCCGCCAUCUUCACGCGCAACGACAAGACCAGCAGCGGCGGCGGAGCAGAGGACGCCGGAAAGGCGGCGGCGACGGUGGACGUCGCGGUCCAGGACAAGUGCGCCGCGGCUUUCAGGCAGGCGUACCCCGGCGUCGACGCCCUCGUGUGCCGGGACCUGACGGAGAUGAAGGGCGCCGUGGACGCCGUCGCCGCGCAGAGCACUAGGACCAGGGUCCUCGUCACGGGGAGCAUGUAUCUCGUCGGCAACGUCAUCGGCCUGUUGGAGCCAGACGGUUUAUUAUAA
Molecule: messenger RNA, 1653 nt
Organism: Colletotrichum navitas
Lineage: Eukaryota; Fungi; Ascomycota; Sordariomycetes; Glomerellales; Glomerellaceae
Product: Mur ligase
Exons: 1
Coding region: 1-1653 (550 amino acids)
Biological process (GO): tetrahydrofolylpolyglutamate biosynthetic process
Cellular component (GO): mitochondrion; cytosol; cytoplasm
Molecular function (GO): tetrahydrofolylpolyglutamate synthase activity; ATP binding
Source: RefSeq, a predicted model, not a curated record